Messenger RNA from Ectocarpus sp. CCAP 1310/34, 1978 nucleotides. The record is from the annotation of a GenBank genome assembly. NCBI's taxonomy places the organism in Eukaryota, Phaeophyceae, Ectocarpales, Ectocarpaceae.
GCCUGCCUCGUCUCGUGCACCCCCUCUCCUCUCCCCAGCUCUUGCUGCUGCUACCCUACUGACCCGAAGAUGACGGAGUUCGAAGAGGCAAAGGUUGUGGCCGACCCAGAAGUUGAGGACAUCGAGGGGGACUCUGACGACGACAUCCCGGAGUUGGAGGAGCAGGUUGGAGGCGAUGACUCUGCGGAGCCCAAGGGAGGCAAGCAGAACCGCAAUGAAAAGAAGGCGCGAAAGGCCGUGCAGAAGCUCGGCAUGAAGGCGGUCCCGUCCAUCAUGCGCGUGACGGUGAAGAAGAGCAAGAACAUCCUGUUCGUCAUCUCCAAGCCCGACGUGCACAAGAGCCCGUCAUCCAACACGUACGUCAUCUUCGGGGAGGCGAAGAUCGAGGACCUUUCGGCGCAGGCACAGCAGCAGGCGGCGGAGCGGUUCAGCGCGCCCGAGGCGGCGGCUUCUUCCGCAGCAGCCAUCCCGGCCGUAAACACGGGCGCGGAUGUGGACACGGACGAGUUGGUGGACGAGACGGGGGUUGAGCCUAAGGACAUCGAGCUCAUCAUGAGCCAGGCAUCUUGCACACGGUCUGCGGCAGUCAACGCGUUGAAGAAGAACGACGGAGACAUCGUUAAUGCCAUCAUGGAGCUCACCAUGGACUAAACCCGGCAGUCACGAUACUUAAGGAGAGAGUGGGGGCAGCAUGUGGAGGGAGGGGGGGAGUGGUGGGGGAAAUAACGUGCGCGAAACGAGUGCGAUCGAGGAAAUCGUACUGGCGGCGUGAAGAGUUUGUCCUUUGAGCAGUGCAACAGGUAAUCCUGAGGAGAGCGGCCCAGCAAUGCGCUCUGCUCGGCUCGUUGUUGAGUCGGCUGGCUCGGCGAUUUCUCAAUUGGCGUCGAAGAGAAGCGGCGGGAUAUACCACCCCCUCAUUUCUUCUUGCGAGCGCUGCACCAGCACGAGCAUCCUGUGCCUUAUUCGUCGAGAGAGUGCCGACGUGUUGUUAUCGAUUGGGGUGCGGGCGGGGUCCGUAGAGAGGGCGCAGGCGAGCCGGCGGAUGAGCCAGGAACGACUAGGAGAGCAAGCCUGCAUCCGUUGCAACCACGCGCGGCUCCAGUUGGUACCCACCCUGCUUGUCAUCAUAGCGGUUGCCUCUCGCAACCCGUCUUCUCGGACCCUUUUCCUGCAAAUCAUUUUCCCUUUCCCGAAUUUUUGUUUUCUUUUUGAGUUGGCCGGCUGGGUGGACUUUGAUUCGGGGUCCACGUCCAUUCAAAACAAAAUGAUUCUCAUGUUGCAAUCGCAUUUUACUUGUGUCUCUUGUAAGGAUGGACGGAGCCACCAAGGAAAUAUCACGAUAGGCUUUCUUUCCCGCCAUCCGCUUUUGACAGCUGCAUUUCUCAACUCUUCGGAUAGUAUCCGGGUCGGCCAUAUAUUUGCCAGUUGCUGUCCCCCUGGCCCUUCGUGUUCCUCACCACGACCGAUUGUGUGCCGUCUGUCGUGCCCCUAAAAGCGGGGGAAACACAACACCCUCACGGGUAGCCCGGUCGGAACAACCGCGAUGGGACUCCGGCGAAUGGGUUUCUUGGGCAUGUUCGUGAGCCGGCCGGAACACAUUUGGACCUGUACAAUAGUUCCUCUCUGAGGCCCCCUCACAACUCGGGGCACACGUCGGGGUUUUGAUUGCGGAUAAAAAGAGCCGGCUACAGCAGUAGCACCAAGGUUUGACGCCAGAUUUACCCCAGUUCUCCACAAGAUUACUUGGUUUUAGAGUUGGGCGAUCUCCGGUCUCUUCUCUAAAACCAUGCUAGUUUCUGUUCAAUCGACGCUCUCGAGAGUGCUCUAUUCGUGUUGCGAGUGGGGUGGAUAGAAAUGUAGCUUGCUGUUGCCGCAGUCCGCCGUCGGGUACAAGAGCUAGUAUCGGCAGUUUAGGUUUAGAGAAAUGCGCGUCUCUUCGACCAUCAAUGCAAGGUUUGCUCCUUCGAUUUCGAGGCCC